Messenger RNA from Ostertagia ostertagi, 930 nucleotides. The record is from the annotation of a GenBank genome assembly. NCBI's taxonomy places the organism in Eukaryota, Metazoa, Nematoda, Chromadorea, Rhabditida, Trichostrongylidae.
AUGCACAUGAGAUUGAAUUCGAUGGCACUGAGGUAUUUCUUCUUCCAGUUCUUCACCUUUCAAUGGCAUAUUUUACUACUCUAUGCCGCCUGGUAUUAUUACGAUAGGAACUCGCCAAAACGUGGCGGAUAUGCUAGUGAAUGGGUUCAACGAUGGACAGUGCACAAAUGGUUUGCCGACUACUUUCCGGUCACUCUUCACAAAACUGUCGAUCUAUCACCGAACCAUAAUUACCUUGUCGGCUGCCAUCCUCAUGGAAUUAUUGCUAUGGCCGUUUAUGCAAACUUCGCCACCAAUGGCACCGAGAAGUACACUAAAUUUCCGGGCAUACGCUUUUUGGUGUGCACUUUGACAUUCAACUUCAAAAUGAUGAUCAGACGUGAACUUCUGCUUCUACUCGGCUGCAUAGAUGCGUCAAAGGAGAGUAUCGAAUACGUUCUCGACAGCCCUGAAACCGGUCGCGCAGUCGUUAUAGUGGUCGGAGGAGCCGAAGAGGCAUUAGACGCACAUCCUGGCUACCACACACUGGUCCUCAAAUCACGGAAAGGCUUCGUCAGGGAAGCGCUGAAAACUGGUGCAUACCUGGUUCCAGUUUACUCCUUCGGCGAGAAUGAGGUCUUCGAACAGGUCGAAAACCCGAAAGGAUCGACCGUACGGCGAUUUCAAUCAUGGAUGAAGCGAUUUGGUGGUUUUUCCCUGCCGUUCUUUCAUGGGCGAGGCAUCUUCCAGCUCACAUUCGGCUAUCUGCCUUUCCGGAAGCCCAUUGAUACGGUAGUUGGAGCGCCGAUUCCAGUCAAAAAGACGGAAAAUCCGACACAGGAGCAGAUCGAUGAACUCCAUGAGAUUUAUAUCGAGAAGCUGAACAGCCUGUUUGAGGAGCACAAACAGCGAUACGGUGUCCCAGCUGAGACGAAAUUAGUAUUUGAAUGA